Messenger RNA from Drosophila serrata, 1956 nucleotides. It is a transcript of the gene wun2, whose product is annotated as wunen-2. NCBI's taxonomy places the organism in Eukaryota, Metazoa, Arthropoda, Insecta, Diptera, Drosophilidae. Gene Ontology annotation, cellular component: plasma membrane. The record is from RefSeq and is a predicted model, not a curated record. Gene Ontology annotation, molecular function: phosphatidate phosphatase activity. Gene Ontology annotation, biological process: phospholipid dephosphorylation; signal transduction; phospholipid metabolic process.
ACGGUGCGGAUCGAAAAUCGUUAUCGUUAUCUCCGGGUGGGCUUUCGUUCCGCGUUCCUCGGGCCUCGCCAGCUACCAUCUUCGCUAUAGAGUCGCUGCGCAUGCGAAACAAAUAGAAAAGCGGAAAAAGAGUGCGAAAAUAAGUGGAGCAAGAACGAUAGCUCACAGCACACCUUCGAAAAAUAAAACAAACAUAAAUAUAAAGUGCAGGCCAAAUAAUGGCAGAGAUUUUCACCUCUACCUUGCCGUUUUCAAUAUUUACCUUUGUGCGUAGCCAGCAGUAAUUUUUAUUUAACCAAAUCGCUUAUCGCUUUGCGCAAUAGCGUUUAGCGGUCUUUUUUACCUGGGCGUACCGCCCACAAAACGCCGACGCCGUGUAAUUUACAGCAACAUUAUCGAGAGUGGCCUUAUCACAGUGCCUGCAAGAAGGGAGCGCCCAUUAGCACAUAUUCCCUUGAAUAAAGAAAGUAAAAUAAAACACUCCCCGCGAGGAUUAUUCAAAUAAUUUCAGUGUGUGUGUGUGUGUGCCCGCGAUAAGGAUGAUGACCACCCGCGUGGUCACCAGGUGCAAUGUCCAAUAGAGGAGCCACCUUUUUGGGCUUGAUCCGAUAACAAAAAAGAAAAUAGGAAAGGAAAGGAAAGGGAAAAGCAAGAACCUGGAUUAUUUCCCUUAUCAAUUCCAAGAUGAGCAGCCUUCGACCUGGUAGUGUUUGUGACACAACUCCGCUCCAGAGAUUCGAGAGUCAGAGCAGCAGCAGCGAGGAGCCUUCUUCACCGACGGCUGCCAGCAUUAUAGCCGCCGCAUCUUCGGCUUCCACUGCUUCCAAUCACAACAACAACAACAAUAAUGUCAAACUGGACUUGCAACUGCCGACAUUUGUUGGAAGCUGCUCCAUGGGUAACCAUGGAGGAGGAUCUAUCAGUGCCGCCAAUGGAAAGUUGCCGUUGAGGGGGCCACGCCAAAUCUUCGGAAGAAUUCUCAUGGAUUUGUGUCUGCUCAGUUGCGUGGGUCUGCCUAUGCUGGGAUUUUCCCUAUAUGGUGAGCCCGUUAAAUUGGGUUUCUUUUGCAAUGAUUCUUCAUUGAGGCAUCCUUACAAGGACUCUACCAUGCGCAGUUGGAUGCUAUACUUGAUAUGUGGUGCCUUGCCAGCUUCUAUGAUGCUGUUGGUGGAGUUUUUUAGGGCCCAGGACAUCCGCUUGCAGGGUCCUUUCCAGAAACACAGACUAGGCAGUGGCUAUCAUCUUUGCCACUUGGAGUUACCCUUUUGGCUGUUGGAAUGCUAUCGCAAGAUAGGCAUUUUUGUCUUUGGCUUAGGAGUCGAGCAACUUACCACAAAUAUAGCCAAAUAUGCUAUAGGAAGGCUAAGACCGCAUUUUUACACGCUCUGUCAACCUGUAAUGUUGGAUGGCAGUACCUGCAACGAUCCCAUAAACGCUGGACGUUAUAUAGAGGAGUUUACCUGUGCGGCAAUGGAUAUAACUUCAAAGCGUUUGAAGGAUAUGCGUUUAUCCUUUCCCAGUGGACAUGCCAGCUUUGCCUGUUACUCCAUGCUCUACAUGGCUAUCUACUUGCAACGUAGAAUGCAUUGGAGUCGCCUCCGUAUGCUGCGUCACCUGUUGCAGUUUCUGCUGCUCAUGUUCGCCUGGUACACGGCUCUCAGUAGAGUUUCGGACUACAAGCAUCAUUGGUCCGAUGUCCUGGCAGGAUCAGGCAUAGGUCUUACCUAUGCCAUUAUUGUGACCUCUACUAUGUGGUAGACGAAUCUUAAUUUCCAGGGGGUUGCAAACCCCUUGAAACCCCACCGCAAACUGCUCCUGCUUUAAGAUGUCUUACCUUGUCUACUUGAUUUUCAGUUUUAUUCUAGUUUUAACUUUGACCAUGUCUGCAAAUAAGUAACUAUUUAUCUUAUGUGUGAAAGAUUUUACUUAAUAAAUUUUCAAUUUAAUGUGUUUUAA